AUGCCUGUGGUAGUCGCUGAGGAUGCAAUGUUUUUUUACAGCCACUAUGCAGAUAUUGAUCCAGAAAAUCAGAAUUUCUUGCUGGACUCCAGUGUUGGAAAGAAGAAAUACGAAACUCAGUAUCAUCCGGGUACUACUUCCUUUGGAAUGUCAGUAUUUAAUCUGAGCAAUGCUAUUGUGGGUAGUGGCAUCCUUGGUCUUUCUUUUGCCAUGGCUAACACUGGAAUUGCUCUUUUUGUGAUUCUCCUGCUGUUUGUUUCGAUAUUUUCUUUGUAUUCAGUGCAUCUCCUUUUGAAGACUGCCAAUGAAGGAGGAUCUUUAUUGUAUGAACAGUUAGGAAUGAAGGCAUUUGGCAUGGCUGGAAAACUUGCUGCUUCUGGAUCAAUUACAAUGCAGAACAUUGGAGCUAUGUCAAGCUACCUCUUCAUAGUGAAAUAUGAGUUACCAUUGGUCAUCAAGACAUUUAUGAACAUCGAAGAUACUACAGGAGAAUGGUAUCUUAAUGGUGACUAUUUAGUGCUGCUGGUGUCUGUCAUCCUGAUUCUUCCUCUGUCCUUACUGAAAAAUUUAGGAUAUUUGGGCUAUACCAGUGGCUUUUCCUUACUGUGCAUGGUCUUCUUUCUGAUUGUUGUAAUUUGGAAGAUGUUUGAGAUUCCUUGUCCUAUGGACAGUGACGUCUUGAAUAUGACAAUAAAUGGAACACUGGUAUCUUUGGCAGAUGAAAACAUAACAAUUGAUGAUAUGUGUAAGCCAAAGUAUUUCAUCUUCAAUUCACAGACGGUGUAUGCUGUCCCAAUCCUAACAUUUUCUUUUGUUUGCCAUCCUGCAAUUCUUCCUAUCUAUGAAGAACUGAAAAGCCGAAGCCGUAAAAGAAUGAUGAAUGUGUCCUAUGUAUCUUUUUUUGCCAUGUUCCUCAUGUAUUUAUUGGCUGCUCUCUUUGGAUACCUGACAUUUUAUGGAAAAGUUGAACCAGAACUGCUUCAUACCUACUCUGCUUAUCUGGGUGCUGAUAUUGUUCUUCUUAUUGUGCGCCUUGCUGUGCUUAUGGCUGUAACUCUUACUGUACCAGUAGUUAUUUUCCCAAUUCGCAGUUCCAUUACCCAGCUGUUGUGGGCAGGGAAGGAGUUUAGGUGGUGGCGUCACUGUUCCAUUACAGUUGCUCUUCUGGCAUUUACCAAUGUCCUUGUUAUCUUUGUCCCUACCAUUCGAGACAUCUUUGGAUUCAUUGGUGCAUCUGCAGCUGCCAUGCUGAUCUUUAUACUUCCUUCUGCCUUCUAUAUCAAAUUAGUUAAGAAGGAACCAAUGAAGUCAGUGCAGAAAAUUGGGGCUGCAUUCUUCUUACUAAGUGGUAUACUUGUGAUGACUGGGAGUAUGACACUCAUUAUUCUAGACUGGACCGACAAUGUUCCAUCUGAUGGCCAUUAAGUGUCCUGGUUUAAUCUGUAAUACUCCACUUCAAAUGCCAGUGUUCACUCAGAUACCUACUGAGAAAGCAGAUGAGCUAUUCAGCUUCCUUUAAAAUGCAGAUUCUUUCUUGAUGGUUCUUCUGAUUGUAGAAUACCCAAACUUUGUCUUUAAGAAACUAUUCUGCAUGAUGGAAGUGGAUAUUAACAUCAAACCACGUGAGUGUCUGGCUGAAGGAAGUGACAACUUUAUUCCAUUCCAGAGAAUGGACAGAACUCUCUGUAGACUUUUAUCAAGCCAUGUUUGGCUUUCAUCGUUGUUACUUGGAUAUUUUGUUAUUUUACUUGAAUGUGCCUAAUGGAACCA
This is a messenger RNA of Chaetura pelagica (chimney swift), 1770 nucleotides long. RefSeq names its product solute carrier family 38, member 2 (gene SLC38A2). Gene Ontology annotation, biological process: L-glutamine transport; amino acid transmembrane transport. The record is from RefSeq and is a predicted model, not a curated record. Gene Ontology annotation, molecular function: L-glutamine transmembrane transporter activity. Bases 1 to 1425 code for a protein of 474 amino acids. The transcript has 14 exons. NCBI's taxonomy places the organism in Eukaryota, Metazoa, Chordata, Aves, Apodiformes, Apodidae.